GCAUGUACGAUGCUCGACAAUGUCCUUCAAUCUGUUGAGGAGUCGAAACCCUCCUGGAGUGGCUGGGCUUAGUCUCUCAAUGCGACAUGGCAGCUCCGUCCUUUCGAUCCGUCGAGCUAGCCCCUUCUCGUUAUGUGCGUGUACGCGGUUGCUUUCAUCGAGAGCGACAUCUCGGAGGUACCUGAGCAGCGAGGCGACGAAUAAUUCUCCUACAAGUUCGGACAGCCCCAAACCCUUGGCCUCCAUCGACGACAUCCGCCUGAAAACCGAGUUCGAGGAGAAUAAAGACAUCCGAGAUUAUCUGCGCAAAUGGCAGGACACACACUCGAAUGCGCUGGAUCCGGUCCGGGGUCCGCAAACCUCGAAUGCCGGCGAGGUGUCCUCUCCUUGGAUUGGCAAUAUGAUGAAUGAUCAAAAGGGAUCCGACGAUAUGGAUGGUGAUGCGCUGCAAGCAGCCGACGAGGACGCCUUGGAAUUCGACAAUCUUGCUGAUGAGGGAGAUGGCGUGGGGGACUUCCUGGAACCGGGAGAUUUGGUGGCUUUAUCACUUCCCGACGGUAUGCUGAGUUUCGCCGUCUAUGUCCGAUCAAUGUUCAAGCAGCAGCAGUUUUAUACGCUCCGGGGCAAAUGGCGCGUUGCUGACGACCGUGAUAUUGAAUAUGUGAUAAAGGGGUUUGCCCCCCGGGAGUUGGUGACUCCGUUGUAUCCGCAUUUCCCUGACAACAUUGCACAAUUGAGUCGACACCUGCAAUCCACCAUCGAGGGCGGCGUGCCGAGACCCGUUGGGGCACCGCUAUUGCGGAUGGUCAAUGCAUUUGAUGAGCAGGUUCAGGAAGUCUUCCAGACCUAUUCGAAUCAGUUGGUCAACAUGCAUGAUACCGUGGCGGAUGAGAACGAUAAAAUGGAGUUCACUCUCGAGGAGCUGGCGUGCAGGGCAUUGGGUGUCGAGAAGGACCAGUUGACUGAUGCAACACUUUGUGCUGUUCAUCGGGUCGCUUGUCGAAAUCAAUUCAUAAUCGCGCAGGAUCGGAGCUCGCUGUUCUCAGACCAUUACUUGGUUCAGCCGAAGCGCGUUGCUCAAACCCUAGAAACUGUGACUGCUUGGGUGCGUGCCCAUCAAGAGUACCUUAUUAGGCUUAGAUCCAACAAGGCUCUUGCGGUUCCGAUAGAAGCCCCAAUGCUGCAGUUUAUUCAGAAGGCCCAGCGUCUCAUACGUCUCAGCAGGAAAGUGCGCUCACCAACGAUAAUGGGCUCCGUUGGUCCAACGGCAACUCGAUUCCAGCCUGGCGAGGAGGGGAAACCGAUGGCCUUCCGCCAAGUGUCGACCGAGCAGUUCAAUUCCAAUGAUCGUAUCAUUAUUGAAUUCCUCCAGUUAUGGGCCCUUCCAACAGGACAAAUGAACUCUGGAGUUUUGCGAUCUACUGGGUCACAUAUCAUGCGUUCCACGGGGAUGUAUGAUGGUCUAGAUCUAACGGCAGCAACUGCUCCGCUAUUCCUGCAAGAAAUAGGAGCGAUAGCCCCAUGGGAGAACCUUCGACUACUGGAUCAAAGUGUAGCUCUGCCCGGCCAUGGAAUUUCGCCGAGCUCUGAUGCGGCUUGGGCAGAUGUUCAAGAAGCUUGCAAAAAGUUGAAGUCUGAUGGUGUCGAAGACACCAUGCAGAAUGCGAGAACCGAUUGGGGGGACUUGCCAGUGUACUGUAUAGAUAACCCGGACGCCCAGGAGAUCGACGACGGUGUUUCUCUGGAGCGCAUUCCGGGUUCUGAUGAUACCUUCUGGAUUCGUACCCAUAUCGCAAACCCGUCGGCGUUCAUUGACUCGAAUCACAGCAUCAUGGAAUACGCGGCAUCUCGUGUUCAGACCCUUUAUACCCCCGAACGAACCUAUCCAAUGCUGCCCGAGUCACUCACUCGGGCGCACUUUAGUUUGGCUCCUAACCGUCCGGCCCUCACCUUCAGCGCCAAAAUGAACCUCAAGGGCGAGGUUCUGGAAACAGAUGUUUCCAAUGGUACAGUCAGAAAUGUCAUAUAUAUCACGCACCACAAACUAAGGGACUUGUUCGAGCCUGAUGGAAAGGGCCAUGUUCGGACAUUGGAAGUCGGAGGCGGAUUCCAAAACGAGCCCCCCCGCAAGAAUAUGCGAGAAACUCUUUCCCCCGAGGACGAGGAUAAUUUCCAUACUUUAAGGAACCUGAUGCUCGCUUUUCGGGAACACAGGCGCAAGAACGGCGCCAUGGAGUGGCCCACCCCGAUUGACACCCCGGUCUCAAUGACUGCAGGCUUGAAACCGUUGGCACCAUAUAAUAUGCGUGUGAAUGAGGGUCACUAUACCUUGGGUGACCCUGUCAUUCGUCUGCAUCAACGAGACGUGGAUCCCCACGAAGUCCCGGAUCUCUCAAAGCGUGACUUGGUCUCUUUGUUAAUGAAUCUGGCCUGCUGGGUCUCUGCCACAUGGUGUGCCGAGCGCAACAUCCCGGUCAUCUACGAUGGGACACACUACCACCCCGAAUAUCCCCAUCUAACGAAUAACAACAUCAAUAAAUUUGGUGGACAGAGCUGGUUUCAAUUGGCUGCACCCAAGGGAAUGUCCUCGUCUUCGCCAUCUCACCACGUCCCCCUAGGGCUGGACGCCUAUGUCAAAUCAACUAGCCCGCUCCGACGAUACACCGACUUGUUAGCCCACUAUCAGAUAGAAGCUGCACUGCGGUUUGAGAAUAAGCACGGUCGUCGCUUCGAUGCCACGGCAGAUGAGUCUAUCCUCCCAUUUUCCCGGGAAUACGUGGAUAAUUACAUCGACCGUUCCCGCUGGAAGCGUAACCGCCUCCGGAACAUUGACCGGGGAUCCAAGCAGUUCUGGGGCUGCAUGCUGCUCUUCCGGGCCUUCUAUUUCGUGGAGUGCAAGCUGCCCGAGAGCUUCAAGUGUUUGGUUCACAAGCCUUUCACUGCCAACCCAACUGUAGGACCGCAAUCUGGACAGGUGUUCGCGGGCGUAAUCACAUCUCUCGGGCUCCGCUGUCAGAUCCUUGCGCCAGCCGAGCUCGCCGAUAUCGACAUCCUCAGCGUGGUGGAAGCCAAGAUUAUCCAGGUCGAUCUAUCCCGUCUGCUCGUGAUCAUGGAAGCUACGCGGGUGGUCAAACCGUUCGAACGAGUCGGCGAAUGGCGCUGAGCGUAUAUAUUUUUUUUCUUUCGAUGGACCCGGCAUCCCUCACAUGCUAUGAUUGUCAAUUCCGGUCGGGCGUUAUGGCUGCAUCAACCCUUCGCAGCAGGGGCUUGCCAACCUCUCCUUGAGGACACAAAAUAAGCAUCAACCAGGCGUUAAAUACGAACCCUCUCAUGUACCAUAUCCACUCUGGUUAGUUUCAUGUACUAUAGAUUUCUUAUUUCCAUCGACUC
This is a messenger RNA of Aspergillus steynii IBT 23096, 3390 nucleotides long. RefSeq names its product exoribonuclease II. Gene Ontology annotation, biological process: mRNA catabolic process. The record is from RefSeq and is a predicted model, not a curated record. NCBI's taxonomy places the organism in Eukaryota, Fungi, Ascomycota, Eurotiomycetes, Eurotiales, Aspergillaceae. Gene Ontology annotation, molecular function: 3'-5'-RNA exonuclease activity; RNA binding. Gene Ontology annotation, cellular component: P-body; exosome (RNase complex). The transcript has 3 exons. Bases 20 to 3163 code for a protein of 1047 amino acids.